Messenger RNA from Lolium perenne, 1131 nucleotides. RefSeq names its product alpha carbonic anhydrase 7. The record is from RefSeq and is a predicted model, not a curated record. Gene Ontology annotation, molecular function: carbonate dehydratase activity; zinc ion binding. NCBI's taxonomy places the organism in Eukaryota, Viridiplantae, Streptophyta, Magnoliopsida, Poales, Poaceae. Gene Ontology annotation, biological process: one-carbon metabolic process.
AGGCCGGUCUCGCGCGAUUGAUCCCCUCCCAAAAAAAGCUUUGCAUAUAUAGUUCGAAUUAUAUCAGGAGAAGGAAGAGGCCGGCUAUUGAUCCAUGGUGCCAGGAAUGGCGUCCCGUAUCGUCUUGUUUGUCGCCGUUGCGGCAUCGACCGUCGCCGUCGCUCUCGGCCAGCCGCCGGUCGGGCCGGACUACAGCUACGUGCCGGGGACGAAGCUGGGUCCGGAGAACUGGGCGAAGCUGAGCCCCAAGUACGGCGCCUGCAACGGCGGCGCUCCCGUGAGGAAGCAGUCCCCGAUCGACAUCGUCACCAAGAACGCCGUCUCCCGGCCCGACCUCGAAUCCCUCAACCGCACCUACGUCGCCUCCGACGCCACCCUCAUCAACAACGGCAAAGAAAUCUCGAUGAUGUUCACCGGCAAGGGCAAGGUCGGCAGCGUGUCCAUCGGCGGCAAGUCCUUCAGCCUCAAGAAGCUCCAGUGGCGCACACCCUCGGAGCACACCAUCAACGGCAAGCGGCACCCGCUGGAGGUCCAGCUCGUCCACGAGAGCGACGCCGGCACGGGCGAGCUCGCCAUCAUCGCCAUCCUCUACAAGGUCGGCGCGCCCGACUCCUUCUACUUCCAGCUCAAGAGGGAGCUGGCGGAGCUAGCGGGCGACCGGUGCAACUACGGCGUGGAGGACGCGAGCUCGCCGAUGGGGCUGGUGCACCUGCGCUCGCUGCAGAAGCGGACGGGGAGCUACUUCCGGUACAUGGGCUCCCUGACGGCGCCGCCGUGCACGGAGAACGUGUACUGGAACGUACUGGGCAAGGUGAGGCAGAUGACCAAGGAGCAGCUCGACAUGCUCCUGGCGCCGCUGCCGCCCGCCGCAAGGCAGAACGCGCGCCCGGUGCAGCCGCUCAACGGCAGGGUCGUCACAUUCUACAACCCGCCCAACAGCACCAUCUCAUUCCAGAUGUGAUCUGUCUGAUUCAACAUUCAUUCAUUCAUGUGCUAAUUAACCUAGAAAUUAAUUAAUUUUGUGCUGCUGCAAUCGUGUAUCACCAUCACCGUACUGACCAAUUAAUCUCCUAUUUUGCCUUGUCUCACUCUCUUUGUUAGUUAUAUUUUACUUGAUCGGAUGAACUGUUC